CCCCUGAUCGGUCCCACCACUUCCGCUCCUGCGCGCUCCAUCCAGAUACUCCUUUCGGCAGACAUGGCCGCCUCACGCUUACCUCCGGGGACGCUAACUCUAAAGCAGUUCCUGAGAAGGCAACAAGUUCUCCUCCUCUACAGAAGGAUUUUGCAAGCAAUCCGGCAAAUUCCAAAUGCAUGUGAUCGCCAAUACUUGAAGCACUGGGCAAGGGAAGAAUUUGAAAGAAAUAAAAGCGCCACAGAAGAGGAUACAAUCCAGAUGAUGAUUACUCAAGGCAACAUCCAGCUAAAGGAGUUAGAGAAAACACUCGCAUUAGCAAAAUCUUAACUCUAGCAUUAUUCUGAAGGAUUUCCAAAUCUUCAUGUGUUUUGUUGAGUUUAGGCUUAAUGGACAGCUCAAAGCCAAGUCAAACUGUUUGUAUGUAUAAUACUCAGGCACAGUAUCAGAAGGCAGAGCAUAGUACGUCAUAGCAAAGAAAAGCACAGUGAAACAACUGCCUUAGAACUAAGAAAUACACCUGAGUUCUGAAAAUGUUUCUGGAUGGGUCACCGUUUUCAUAAGAAGCAAAAACUAUUAACCACUUUCCACAUGAAAAGAUGCUCAACACAAAUCAUAGGGAAAAUUCAUAUCAAAACCAUAAUGAGAUAGCACUUCACUUUCACUAUAGUAGCUAUAAUUAAAAAGGGAAAUAAAUAUUGGUGAUGAUGUGGAGAAAAUGCUCAGUGGCACACACCUGCAAUCCCAGCAUUUUGGAACCUUCUUGAAAAAUCCUUCUGCAUUACUUUUAAGGGUUGUUGAGGUACUUUCUUCAGCUGUGCCAUGAUUUGAUAGCCAAAGGACUCUAAAAAGACCAUUACUGGCAAAUCUGGAUCUGUGUUGGAAAGAAAAGAAAAAGAACUUAAUGAACACAUUAAAUACCAAAAAAAAGGGAAAACUUAAGGCAACUUCUGGAUGAAACUUCCAUGAUUAUCUUAAUUUUGAUGUGGAUAGAAGUAUAUGCUGGAGGAAAAUCCUUGCUGUGUCAGGUUCUUCUGCAGGGAUAGGAAAAACAAAGAAUUUUGAAGAAUACAUCAGAGACAGCUAUAUCACAGCCAGAGUUGACUAUAGGACACUUUUGAAAGUGAUUAAAUUUAUAACAUACAGUUAAUGAAAGAUUUGGAAGCAAAAGCUUAUGGAAGAUGCUGGGGUUAUCAGUCCUGCAAACUGAAGUCCUGUUCAUCAACAGAACAGAGCUAAGAAGCUAAUCCAGGAAUCUGGCCAACAUCUGAAAGAUGUAGAUACAAUUUGGCAGAAUGAUACACGGUAUCAAGUACUGUACAAUAAGGUAGAGAGGCAUAAACCAAUGGUUUGUAUGUUAAUGACCUGGAUUCCCAGAGCCCACUCCUACCUUCCUGUAGCCUCAGAGUUCACAACCCAAAAUAUUUCUGUAUACUUUUCUGAGGGGGUAAUCUAAUUCAAAGUGCUUGUGUGAACGAGGCUUUAGGUUCCUAAAUAAGCACUAGUAUGUUGCAAAACCAUCUGACAGAAGCAUUUAUGAAGUUUCUGAAUAAAGAACACGUUGGAAAUA
Messenger RNA from Heterocephalus glaber (naked mole-rat), 1570 nucleotides. RefSeq names its product LYR motif containing 2 (gene Lyrm2). Lineage: Eukaryota; Metazoa; Chordata; Mammalia; Rodentia; Bathyergidae. Gene Ontology annotation, cellular component: mitochondrion. The record is from RefSeq and is a predicted model, not a curated record.